GGGAGACUGGCCAGCUGGUGUCAGUGGGUCAGAGGGGUUGUUUUUUUUCACACGGCUACUCUUCACAUCACAGAGGAAACUCAUAAACACAGGAAGCCUCUGAGCGCAUGGAGAGAGAAAGAGAGAGAGAGACGCAGAGAAACAGCGGACGACACCUGCUACCGCUCGCAGUACGAUCCGAGGCCUUUUUCUUUGAACUGACUGGACGGAGUUAUAUUUUGUCUGUCGGUGAUCUGACAGGGGAGGAUGUCACGGCGGGACCAGAGGUUUCGGAGAGGAAUGAAAGGACGGUGCUGUGAAUGUGGCUGUAUCCUGUCUCACUGGUACUAUGAGAGGGAGGGGCAGCUCCUCUGUAAGAAGCACUACUGGGCCCGGUAUGGGGAGCACUGCCACGGCUGCAAGGAGACCAUCUCAACGGGACUCAUUAUGGUUGCUGGGGAGCAGAAGUUCCACCCAGAAUGCUUCACUUGCAUGAGCUGUGAUAUGUUCAUCGGAGAUGGAGACACUUACACACUUGUCGAAUACACCAAACUCUACUGUGGCCACUGUUUCUGUCAGGGUGUGGUAUCAGCUGUAAGGACAGCUUCUCCACUCACCAAGAGUACCCACAUGGUGGCGCUGGUGUCCCUCCCACCCCAUGCGGGUGGCCGACGAGGCCUGACCGUGGCCACUGACCUCAGCCAAGACAAAAGUCCUCUGGUCUUUGUGACAGAGUUAGACUCAGCUGUCCUCAGCCCGGAUCUGCUGCCUUCCAUCCACACCGGUGAUCGAGUUCUGGAGGUCAACGGCAUUCCUGUUCGCAAUAUUUCCCCAGACGAGAUACACCGUGUGAUCCAGGACACGAGCAGACCACUGCAGCUGACCAUCGAACACAUCCCACAGCCUCCCGAUGACCUCCUUCGCGCAAACGAUCCCCAGGACGACAUCAGCUGUCCUGAAUCCUGUGUCCGCAACAAACUUGCCUCAACCCACAAACUUCCGAGUCUGGAAGAGGAGCCGAGUCCAGGGGAGGAGACAAAUGAACAAGCCAGGAUGAGGCUCUCACCGCCUCAGCAGCAAGGAACCAUGGGAAUGCGAUCCAGACACAUCCUGCGCAGCUGUAGUAUAGAUAAAUGUCCCCUGUCCCCUGGAGCACUGUCGCUUUUAUCUCAAAGGAGAGACAUGCUUCGCUCCGAGUCCCUUCGCGCAGACCCUGGAGAUCGGACUCACCGCAUCUUCAGACCUUCGGACCUCAUCCACGGAGAAGUGCUGGGCAAGGGCUGCUUUGGACAGGCUGUCAAGGUGACGCAUCACGAGACGGGGGAGGUGAUGGUGAUGAAAGAGUUGAUAAAUUUUGAUGAGGAGACACAGAAGACUUUCUUAAAGGAGGUGAAGGUGAUGCGAGGUCUGGAUCAUCCCAAUGUUCUCAAGUUCAUUGGACUGUUUUACAAGGACAAACGAAUAAACUUCAUCUCAGAAUACAUCCAGGGAGGAUGUCUCCGAGAGAUCAUCAUAAAAAUGGACAAGGACUUUUCCUGGAGUAUAAGAGUGGGUUAUGCCAAAGACAUUGCAGCUGGAAUGGCCUAUCUACACUCCAUGAAUGUUAUCCAUCGAGAUCUAAACUCAUACAACUGCCUGGUCAGAGAGAACCAGUCUGUGGUGGUGGCAGAUUUUGGACUGGCCCGGCUGGUGAUGGAGGAGAGGAAUCAGAGGAAAACAUCCUCUAUGGAGCGGCCGGCGAAGGGAACACUGUCCGAGCUCCGCAGGGCUGACCGGAGGAAGCGGUAUACUGUGGUAGGAAACCCCUACUGGAUGGCCCCCGAGAUGAUCCACGGAAAAACCUAUGACGAACGGGUGGACGUCUUUUCCUUUGGUAUCAUGAUAUGUGAGAUAAUAGGUAGAGUGAGUGCCGACCCCGACUUCCUCCCCCGCACCAAUGACUUUGGGCUGAAUGUAGGCAGUUUCCUGCAGCAGUACCACCCCCCACAGUGCCCCUCCACCUUCCUGCCGCUGGCUGCCCUCUGCUGUGACAUGGACGCUGAUAAACGUCCUUCCUUUUCAAAGCUGGAGGAGUGGCUGGAAAACCUGCUCAUGCACCUGGACAUCGGUCUGCCUUUGCUCUCCGAGGUAGAGCAGCUCCGUAGAGCCUUCUGGCAGAAUCACAGCCACCAAAACAAUUCUCACAACCAGCAGGACAACAGCCUGAAAUGUCACGAACUAACACACUGCUCACAGACACAAAGACAGAGCCCUGUCCCUAAGCGACGUCCGGACGGUGCAAAUAACCACAUAGAGGCUAAUCAGCGCCCUCAGAGCCACGACCGAAACGGCAAACCUGAUGGUCAUUUGGACGGACAGCAACACAGACGAGGCGGUCGCGUCGUGAGGACCGAGCACGACCUGUCCUGUUUGAACAGAGACUGUAACAGCCAUUCACAAGACAAGAGGCAGUGGUGCAGGUCUUCGAGCACAGACUCCGGCAAGAACACAUCUGCAACCUGUGAACACGAUAAUCCCUCAGGACAACCAGAAGUCCAGCACCAGCCGUCACCGCCGCCGCUGCUGCCACCACCACCGCAGGUCAACAGCUCGCUGUUAAGCCAGUCCAACGGGCACAGGAAGACAUGCAGAGUGCUGUGGGACAGAUCUACGGAGGACAGCUCUUUUCUGUGAUCGGUUAGUUCGAUGGACACAUCUACAAAGCCCAGUUCUGAGGCAUUAAAACGUUUUGUUAACACACUGGUGCCUUCUAAAACAAUUGGGAGAGAACGGACAGAACUGCAAAGCCACAGCAAUGGUUGGAAAACCUGCAGAUAUUAAAUAUUGAUUCAAACUAGAUGUUUUAGAUGAGAAAUAAUAAAGAUUUGUACGCAGCUUGAUAACAACGACCUAGCGCACCAUAUUUGCCUCAGUAUUUACAACUUACUUUCACUUAUUGCCCACAAUAUACAGUAUGAUGACGUUAGUAUGUCUUUGAUAAGCUUAAAAAACAGUUGGCCAAUUUAUUGUUUGUGCUCAAGUAUCAACUUUAUCCAGAAGCUGUGAAACACAUUGCACUUUAUGCUCUAAGCUGCAUUGCAUGAUGGUUCCCUUAUUUAUCAGAAUGCCUUAUGUAUAUUUCCUUUUAAAAAAAAAUGUUCAGACGACAUCCAACACACUAAGCUGAGAACACACAAAAUUACAACUGUCGUUAACUUAAUAAAGAAGAUUAUAAAGUCA
Messenger RNA from Scophthalmus maximus (turbot), 3198 nucleotides. RefSeq names its product LIM domain kinase 1. The transcript is spliced from 15 exons. The coding region runs from base 247 to 2652 and encodes 801 amino acids. Gene Ontology annotation, cellular component: nucleus; cytoplasm; neuron projection. The record is from RefSeq and is a predicted model, not a curated record. Gene Ontology annotation, molecular function: protein binding; ATP binding; protein serine/threonine kinase activity. NCBI's taxonomy places the organism in Eukaryota, Metazoa, Chordata, Actinopteri, Pleuronectiformes, Scophthalmidae. Gene Ontology annotation, biological process: actin cytoskeleton organization; protein phosphorylation; positive regulation of stress fiber assembly.